Molecule: messenger RNA, 2069 nt
Organism: Calypte anna (Anna's hummingbird)
Lineage: Eukaryota; Metazoa; Chordata; Aves; Apodiformes; Trochilidae
Product: mitogen-activated protein kinase 4-like
Exons: 6
Coding region: 84-1844 (586 amino acids)
Biological process (GO): intracellular signal transduction; protein phosphorylation; cell surface receptor signaling pathway
Cellular component (GO): nucleus; cytoplasm
Molecular function (GO): ATP binding; MAP kinase activity
Source: RefSeq, a predicted model, not a curated record
CUUUGUGAGCUGGAAGCCCGGGCUCUCCUUCAGCUUUCCAAGUGAGGAAGAAGGGAAGCAAGGAGGAGAGGAGGGAGCCCGCCAUGGCCGAGAAGUGCGACUGCAUCGCCAACGUCUACGGCUACGACCUGGGCUGCCGCUUCGUCAACUUCAGGCCCUUGGGUUUCGGGGCCAACGGGUUGGUGCUCUCAGCCCUGGACAGCAAGAGCUGUCGGAAGGUGGCAGUGAAAAAAAUCAACAUCAGUGAUGCCAGGAGCAUGAAGCACGCCUUCAGGGAGGUCAAAAUCAUCCGUAGGUUGGAGCACGAAAACAUCGUCAAAGUCUACGAGGUGUUGGGGCCCAAAGGCACCAACCUCCAAGGGGAUUUUUUUAAGUUCAACGUGGUCUACAUCGUCCAGGAGUACAUGGAGACAGACCUGGCACGACUCCUGGAGCAAGGGAAGCUCGCUGAAGAGCACGCCAAGCUCUUCAUGUACCAACUGCUCCGGGGGCUGAAGUACAUCCACUCCGCCAACGUCCUCCACCGAGACCUCAAGCCUGCCAAUAUUUUCAUCAGCACAGAGGACCUGGUGCUGAAAAUUGGGGACUUUGGGCUGGCCAGAAUCGUGGAUCAGCACUACUCACACAAGGGUUACCUUUCUGAAGGCUUAGUGACCAAGUGGUAUCGCUCCCCUCGCCUCCUCCUCUCACCAAACAACUACACCAAAGCCAUCGACAUGUGGGCAGCUGGCUGCAUCCUGGCUGAGAUGCUGACAGGAAGGAUGCUCUUUGCUGGGGGUCACGAGCUGGAACAGAUGCAGCUUAUCCUGGAGACAAUCCCUGUUAUCCAUGAGGAGGAUAAAGAGGAGCUGCUCAAAGUGAUGCCCACCUUUAUCAACAGCACCUGGGAAGUGAGGAAACCUCUGCGCAAGCUGCUCCCCGAGGUGGAUGCUGAAGCUAUUGAUUUCCUGGAGAAGAUCCUGACAUUUAACCCCAUGGAUCGACUGACAGCUGAGAUGGGGCUGCAGCAUCCUUACAUGAGUCCCUAUUCCUGCCCUGAGGAUGAGCCAGUGUCUCAGCAUCCCUUCAGGAUUGAGGAUGAGAUUGAUGAUAUUUUACUGAUGGAAGCCAACCAGAGUCAGAUGGCAAACUGGGACAGGUGCUGGAGCAGGUAUCAUGUCAGCCUCUCCUCUGAUUUGGAAUGGAGACAAGAGAAAUACCAGGAGAUGGAUGAGGUCCAACGGGAUCCCCGGGCAGGAUCCGAAUCCAUCGCUGAAGAAGCACAAGUUGAUCCACGGAAAUAUUCACAGAGCAGCUCAGAGAGGUUCUUGGAGCUCUCUCACUCAUCCAUGGACAGAGUGUUUGAUGCUGAUUGUGGGAAAUCGUGUGAUUACAAAGUGGGGUCACCAUCCUACUUGGACAAAUUGCUAUGGAGAGAUAAUAAACCCCAUCAUUACUCAGAGCCCAAGCUGAUCUUAGAUUUAUCCCACUGGAAAAAAGCAACAAUAGCACCUGCAGCUGAGCUGUCUCUGGAAGAAGAACCAUCCAACCUUUUCCUGGAGAUUGCUCAGUGGGUGAAGAGCACUCAGGUGGGUAUUGAGUGUCCCAAUCCUCCUCCUCCAGAGGUUCAGGAACAGAACCUGCCACUUUCUCCUCCCCAUCUCCACAAAGAACCCCCCCCAGUGGUGAGCAGUGAGACAGACCCUGACUUUGACUUGGACGUCUUCAUCUCCAGGGCACUGAAACUUUGCACAAAACCUGAGGAUCUUCCAGACAACAAACUCAAUGACAUCAAUGGGGCCUGCAUACCUGAGCACCCCGGAGAGAUUGUACAAACAGAGGUGUUCCAGAAAGAGAGAUGGUGAGGAACUUAACACCUGGUUGUAUCUCCUUGUUCCUCUCUGAUGGUGUGGAGUGGUUUCCAUCUGUCACUGAGCAUCUGUUUUUUCACCCUGUCCCCCAUGCCUUUCUCUGAAAAGGCCAACACAAACCACCUGCCCCUUCUGAUGCCUUAGAAAUACCUUUGAGGGAAGCAAGAGGUGUGAAUGAAAUACUGAGUUUUAUUCUACUGCCUUAACUCUUGCCUUGCA